AUGCGGUCGAUCUGCGGCCACGACAGCCCCCGAACCUCGUACAGCACAGGACAGUGCGGUACAGUUGGUGAAUGUAGUUGGAGCCCCCCUCGAGCAAGUCGACAUGACAUGUUAUGCAUCCGCGAGCGCAUGUCCAAAAGUGGGGACGACGAACGACGAGGAGGAGGAGGAGGAGGAUCAGCAGCAGCAGGAGGAGGAGGAGGAGGAGGGCGUGCCGAAGAAGCUUUGCAUUUUUCGAGACCCCCAGGAUUACAACAUGCCUUGAUCGGCCGAACCAAUAAAGAACACGCUAUUGAAUGA
Marchantia polymorpha subsp. ruderalis is the source of this 300-nucleotide messenger RNA. NCBI's taxonomy places the organism in Eukaryota, Viridiplantae, Streptophyta, Marchantiopsida, Marchantiales, Marchantiaceae. The record is from the annotation of a GenBank genome assembly.